Juglans microcarpa x Juglans regia is the source of this 1461-nucleotide messenger RNA. Its product is annotated as 2-methylene-furan-3-one reductase-like. Bases 198 to 1169 code for a protein of 323 amino acids. Gene Ontology annotation, molecular function: oxidoreductase activity, acting on the CH-CH group of donors, NAD or NADP as acceptor; zinc ion binding. The record is from RefSeq and is a predicted model, not a curated record. The transcript is spliced from 5 exons. Lineage: Eukaryota; Viridiplantae; Streptophyta; Magnoliopsida; Fagales; Juglandaceae.
ACAAAAGAGAAAGAAACCAAGUUACUGUAACAGCCGAACGACCCAUUUAUCUGAUAUGCUCAGUGGCGAGGAUUAAUAAAUACAUCAUUAAGUGAGCAUUACAUCAACCAUUUCUUGGUAUCACUGCUUUAAUAUUUGUCUGAUCUGAUAGUCUCGUCUCCUUCUUCCCAAUUGCCCUGAAAGGUCCCUCUACACCAAUGGCAGCCCCUUCAUCUUUUACGAUACCCUCCCACAACAAAGCUUGGGUCUACUCCGAAUAUGGAAGGGCUGUUGAUGUUUUGAAACUAGACCCCGAUGUUCCCGUCCCAGAAGUGAAGGACGACCAAGUGCUGGUCAAGGUUGCUGCUGCAUCCCUUAAUCCUGUCGAUUCUAAGAGGAUGCAGGGGUUUAUUAAGGCCACAGACUCCCCUUUACCCACCGUUCCGGGAUAUGACAUUGCUGGUGUGGUGGUGAAAGUGGGAAGCCAAGUAAAGAAUUUCAAGGAGGGAGAUGAAGUAUUUGGGGAUAUCAAUGAGGUAGCUUUAGAGCAACCAAAAAGAUUUGGCUCUUUGGCCGAAUACACUGCUGUGGAAGAGAGAGUAUUGUCUCUUAAACCCAAUAACCUAAGUUUUGUGGAGGCAGCUAGCCUUCCUCUGGCUAUUGAGACUGCCUAUGAAGGCCUUGAACGCACAGGAUUUUCUGCUGGUAAAUCCAUCCUUGUUUUGGGAGGUGCUGGUGGAGUUGGGACACAGGUUAUUCAGCUAGCAAAGCAUGUUUUUGGUGCAUCCAAGGUAGCAGCUACUGCAAGCACUGGGAAACUGGAACUGUUGAAGAGUUUGGGAGCUGAUUGGGCGAUUGAUUAUACCAAGGAGAACUUUGAAGACCUUCCUGAGAAAUUUGACGUAGUAUAUGAUGCAGUUGGGCAGGUUGAGAGGGCAGUCAAGGCAGUGAAAGAAGGUGGUCAGGUCGUGACAAUAGUAGGUCCAACAACUCCACCACCAGCAAUAAUAUUUGUACUCACUUCGAAGGGUUCAAUCUUGGAGAAGCUGAAACCUUACUUGGAGAGUGGGAAGGUGAAGCCGGUCAUAGACCCGAAAAGCCCAUUUCCAUUUUCUAAGACUGUGGAAGCAUUUUCCUAUCUGGACACUAACAGAGCUACUGGAAAGGUGGUCGUGUAUCCCUUCCCUUGAUAGAAAAUAUGUCAGUUUCUGCAAUAUAUGUAAAAUUAGCAUGUCCACGUCAAUGCAUUAGGACUAGUAAUAAGGGAGUGUGGCUGUCCAAUGCCAUACAUAGUUUGUGAUUCUCUAAUGCAUAUAUGUUUAUAGCUUGUGAUGCUCAGCUUUUGCAUCCCUAUUCUGUUUUUCUAGUUGCUUGUCCUGUGUUGGGUUUUGUUGGUAAUGAAUAAGGAGGAGGAAAAGAACAAUAAGAGUGUAAUUUUGCUGUGAAUCGCUCAUCUGAAGUUCUCAUAUGAUGUUUGGUAAA